AUGCUUCGACCACAAUAUACCCGUAGACCUUUUGAGUUGAUGAUCUUGGGUCGCCCUAACUCAGGCAAACGUACUUUAUCUGAUCAACUCCUUAAAGUGAAAGAUGUCUUUUUCUCCAUUAAUAUUGCAGAAGAUGUACCUCAAAGAGAUCUAGACAGAAUUGACUAUGUACUGAUUCUUGUUGAUUUGACUCAAGAAGAGAGUUUAUGGUUACUUGAUCAGUCUCUACAUCAAAUGAAUGCACGCUUCUUGGUCAAGAAAUCAUCGGUUGUUGUCACAAAAUUUGAUAAGCUUAAGUCAAGAGAGAUCGAUAUUGAACAAGUCAAGUCAGUUGUGACAUCAUUCUUUGAUGUGCCUUUGUUUUAUGUCAAUCUAAGUAAUCAAAUAGAAAAAACACGCUUAUGUUAUCAAUUGACACGUAAAAUCAAGACAGAAACACUUCAGUUAAAACAAAUCAAUACAUCUUUACUUCGAUGCCUUGAAAUCUAUGAUUCCACUGAUGAAGAAGAAGAAUCAGAACAUAGUAUCCUAUCAGAAAGAAUGGAGCCAAUCACAUAA
Gilbertella persicaria is the source of this 558-nucleotide messenger RNA. RefSeq lists its product as uncharacterized. Lineage: Eukaryota; Fungi; Mucoromycota; Mucoromycetes; Mucorales; Choanephoraceae. The record is from RefSeq and is a predicted model, not a curated record. The coding region runs from base 1 to 558 and encodes 185 amino acids. The transcript is spliced from 5 exons.